This is a messenger RNA of Moesziomyces aphidis, 438 nucleotides long. The record is from the annotation of a GenBank genome assembly. Lineage: Eukaryota; Fungi; Basidiomycota; Ustilaginomycetes; Ustilaginales; Ustilaginaceae.
AUGGAGGAGCCCGCUUGGACCGACAUCCCUUGGGUCUCAAACGGACCCGACAACGUCUACCUCGUGAGGCAGACGGAGGAGCCUACUUGGGCCGACUUCUCUUUUGCUUAUAAUGGACCCGACCUCGAUUGCCUCGUUAGGCAGACGCAGCAACUUGAGGAAGGUCGUCAAGCCACCGGCCCUCCGCAGUCGAAUGCCCCCCGCGGCGGCAGCCUGUUCGACUUCAUCUUUGGCGCCGUCAACGAAGAUACCACUAUGCAUUCUGCGGGCAACGGCGACGCUCCUGCGGGCAACCAGGCCGUCCACGAAUCCGCGCGCGGUACGACGAACGCCCAUGCCGUAGGGGUCGCUAGCGGCUCCCAUCAAUCCAAGGCGUCCGUCUCCAAGGACAGGCGCGCCAAGGACAAGGCCAAGAAGGCAGGUGGGCAUCGCCAUUGA